Messenger RNA from Coccinella septempunctata (seven-spotted ladybird), 2048 nucleotides. RefSeq names its product eEF1A lysine and N-terminal methyltransferase homolog. The transcript has 10 exons. Bases 49 to 2046 code for a protein of 665 amino acids. Lineage: Eukaryota; Metazoa; Arthropoda; Insecta; Coleoptera; Coccinellidae. The record is from RefSeq and is a predicted model, not a curated record.
UUUAUAACCAUCUCGAUCAAAAUAUAAAAAAAUAAACAACAAUUUAUAAUGAAUCUUCUCCCUAAAACUAAAGAAGAGUUCAGUCGAACUGACUAUUGGGACUCCUUUUUCAGAAAUAGAGGAUCGAAAUCAUUCGAAUGGUAUGGAGAAUAUCACGAUCUUUACUCCUACUUAAAUAAAUAUAUUAAAAAAAGUGAUAAUAUUCUUAUAACGGGCUGUGGUAAUUCUGACCUAGGUGCUAAUCUUCACGAUGCCGGAUUCAAAGAUAUUACUAAUAUUGAUACUUCAAAAGUUGUCAUCAAACAAAUGAAGGAGAAAUAUAAAGAGAAAACUAGCCUGGCUUACCUUCAAAUGGAUGCAUUGGAUACUACGUUUGAAAAUGAAAAUUUUAAUGUGAUACUUGAUAAGGGAACCUUAGAUGCUCUAAUGCCUGACUGCCAUGAAGCAACACUUAAAAAUAUAAGAAAAUAUUUCGAAGAAAUAAAUAGAAUAACAAAAAUUAGUGGUAGAUAUAUUUGUAUAUCUUUAUUACAGGAACAUAUACUGCAAAUUAUAUUGGAAUAUUUUCCCAGUAAUAACUGGAUGUUCAGAGUAAUCAGAUGUUUAGAAGCAGAACAAAAUGCAGUGAAUAAUGGGGAAAAACUAACACCUGUAUUUAUCGUUAUAUGUAUAAAAUUCAAAUCAUUACAGAAACAGAUUCUUGAAGUGAAUAUGAGCUCAAAUGACAAAAUGCAGCGAUUUGAGAGCAUUGAUCAGGUGAAAGAGGCUGUAUUAAACACACAAAGAGCCUUAUUCAUUUGUUCUAGUUUGCAACAAAGAUCAAUUGAAGCUGAAAAUGAAGUUAGUUUUGAUUUAUAUGAGGCUGAUAGUUCGAAACUGAAGUAUACGGUUUAUGUUGUUGAUAUUAUACCUGAUAAAAAAAAUACUUCAUAUGCUGCUUUUAUUGUCCCACAAGGAAGGGAAUCAGAAUGGCUUUUUUCAACAAAAAAUGGGAGAAAGAAAUUAGCUUCAAUAUCCCGGUGUAAUAGAUUACUGGUAGUUACAAUGCAUAGAGGCCUGAACUACGGGUCUAUUGAAGACAUACAGAAGGACUUGGGUGAUAUUAUACGCGAUACGACACCAGUCAAUUCUAAAAACAACAAGAUUCCUUGCUUAUCUCUAGGAGAAGAUGGAAUUGGAAGUCGUCAGGUAAUCCAUGAAGGUUUCACGAAAACCUCUGGUGGAUAUAUAAUUGAGGAUGUGGAAAUGGAGAAAAAAAAAUAUAGGAGGCUAUAUUUCCUAUCGAAUCAGCUCGUUAUACAAUCAGAAGCUAAAUUGAUAUCCUAUAAAAAUAGAAAAGGCAUUCUGAAAGAUAAACCAGAUCUCACUAAUCUCACAUGUACGCAUCACUUCUAUAUGGUACUGGCAGCUUCAAUUGCAUGCGAUAAUGAAAGAAAUGCUUCUGUGGCAGUGCUAGGAGUCGGAGGAGGUGGAUUGUGUUCCUUUUUGAAUAAGUACAAAUCGAAAAUGAGGAUCAUCGGCGUUGAAAUCGAUCCUGAAAUCAUCGAAAUAGCAACAAAUUGGUUUGGUUUACAGAGGAACAAUACUCUGGAAAUUAGGUGUCAAGAUGGGCUUCGAUACUUGAAGGAAGUCUGCGAUGAAGGAAGCACAUUGAAUGCGGUCUUAUUCGAUAUCGAUAACAAAGAUUCUUCUAUAGGAAUGAGUUGUCCACCAAAGGAAUUUUUGGAAGAGGAGGUUUUGGAUAAUGUCAGAAAAAUCAUAGCCGAAGCAGGUCUUUUCAUACUAAAUAUGGUUAUAAGAGAUGAAUCACUACUUGAACCACUUGUGAAUAAAUUGAAGGAAAAAUUCAAAAGGAUCUCGUCUUUCAAGAAUGAUGAAGAGUUAAAUGAAAUAUAUAUAUGUAGUAACAGAUCUUCUGAAAUUUCAAAAGAACAAUUGACAGCAGCUGUGAAUCAGUUGAAUGCUUAUUUUAAGAAAAACAACAAUUCUGACCAAGUACUUGAUUUAAAUCAUGAUAUAUUGGACAAAUAUAUAAAUAUAGUAUAAAA